GGUGAAGAAGGACCACGUGGUAUCCAAGGUUUCUUUGGAGCAAAUGGAAAACCUGGUAGAGAUGGUGAUGACGGUGCUUCGGGAGAAACUGGUGAACCUGGAUCACCAGGUUUUGAUGGAGAAGACGGUGAAGAUGGAGCUGCUGGUAUUAUUGGAGUCGAGGGGGAGAGAGGUCCUCUUGGAUCAAAGGAAACGAUGGACGCGACGGAGCUGAGGGCCCAGAAGGUUCAGUUGGGUUUCCCGGAAGAAAUGGUGGCGAAGGAGAUAAGGGUAUGUUAGGUGAUGUUGGUGAGAUAGGAAUUGAUGGAGAGAGUGGUGAGCCUGGAUCGCAAGGAGCACCUGGACCAGACGGAGAUGCUGGUGCGAGUGGCAGGAAAGGUAGCCAAGGAGAUAGUGGCCAAGAUGGAGCUCAAGGUGGACCAGGUGUUGCUGGAGCUCAAGGACCAUCUGGAGGACCAGGAGAACAGGGUCCUCCUGGUGAUGCAGGAGCUGUUGGCCGUCGUGGAGCAAGUGGACAAACUGGUUCUCCUGGAGCUGAAGGUAAACGUGGUAAGCCUGGUAAGAGUGGAAAAAAUGGUAAUCCUGGAGUUGCUGGUGACGUUGGGGAACCUGGACCACGUGGUAGAAAGGGUGUAAGUGGGGACAGAGGUGAUGCUGGCGCACUUGGAAAAGAUGGAAAAAUGGGUCCAAGCGGUAUUGCUGGACCUGUUGGAGCAACUGGAAAUCCUGGUCGGCAGGGGAUUCAAGGUGCUGCAGGUGAAGCUGGUUUAAUUGGUGAGGCAGGAAGACCGGGUUCAACUGGUGAUAUAGGUGCUGAAGGUGAACCUGGAGAACGUGGUGUCAAAGGAAGUGAUGGAAAACUUGGUUCAAAAGGUGUAAGAGGUGAUGUCGGUGAUGAGGGGCAGAUCGGACCUUUGGGUGAAAACGGACCUGAAGGUUAUGCUGGAGCUAAGGGCCAAUCUGGAGCUCCAGGUUUAAGUGGGCUUGCUGGUGCCUAUGGAGAUAAGGGCGUUAGUGGUGAGAAAGGUGAAACAGGUGAUAUUGGUAUUACUGGGCCCAUGGGUGAACGUGGCGUAGAUGGUGUCAAAGGCGAGCCUGGUGGUUUUGCAAUAGGUGGAGUGCCUGGUGUAUUGGGUGUACCUGGUUCUCCUGGUGAGAUUGGUGAGACGGGCGAACCAGGAGCGCCUGGGGAACCUGGUCCCUCUGGAGAAUCUGGUGCUGAGGGUGAAAAGGGAUCUUCUGGCUCAAAUGGACGCAGUGGACCCGGUGGAGACCAGGGAUUGGCAGGAGCCAAAGGUGUUUCUGGAAUGGAAGGUCCGUCUGGAUCUGAUGGUCCAGAUGGAUUAACUGGGAGACCUGGUGCACAGGGACUAAAUGGUGAUAAGGGUGAAUCUGGUAAUGUAGGAGUGGCAGGAUCAGCAGGCUCACCUGGAACAGUCGGUCCCUCUGGUGCUAAAGGAUACAGAGGUGAAAAAGGUGACAUUGGUGAGCAGGGUAUGGAAGGACCAGAAGGAGAUGUAGGUGAAAUUGGAGAAGAAGGAGUUAAGGGUUACAAAGGUUCUGUUGGUGCAUCUGGGGAUGCUGGUACUAAUGGAGCUCCGGGUGCUAAAGGUGAACCUGGAUCAGAAGGUCGUCCCGGAAUGCAUGGUUCAUACGGUGCUAAAGGUGAUUCUGGUGGCCCAGGAGAGCCUGGCCUGAAAGGACCACAGGGUAAUCCUGGUUUCCUUGGUCCUAUUGGUGAUGAAGGUAUUCGCGGCAAAGAGGGAAUCCCUGGGUCUGUGGGAAUGAAUGGACCAAUUGGUGAUGCUGGACCAAAAGGUGUUGCCGGCCGUCAAGGUCCACCAGGUCCUCCAGGUCCUCCUGGCUCAUCAGCAAGUCAGGGAGUAGGAGCAGCGUUUGGUGUUGGGGAGUCAUUAUCAUCACAGAAGGGGCCUUCUCCAAGUGAAUAUUAUCGAAGUCGUGUGAAGAAAAUCCUAUCUUCGAUGAAGACAAAUCCUUUGGACCUGGAAAAACAUGAACCAAUUGAAGAAAUCGUCGCCAUUAUGGAUGACAUUGAUUUGAUUCGUAAACCAGAUGGCAGCAAAAAAUAUCCUGCUCUUACCUGUAAAAAUCUCUUUAAAGACCAUCCACAUCUUAGUAGUGGCGAGUAUUGGAUAGAUCCUAAUGGUGGUCUUCGCAACGAUGCUGUCUUAGCUUACUGUCACUUUGAAAGUCUCUCUUCUUGUGUUUCGCCCAAAGAUUUAAAAGUCGAGAAGAAAAGCUGGUAUGAAGGAAAGAGUCGUUAUAUUUGGUUUGCUGAUGAGCUAAAGGAAAAUGAUAUGGUGAAAUAUCUUGUUGAUGGCAGUCAAAUUCGCUUUCUACAAAUAUUGUCAGCCAAGGGAUGGCAAAACAUAACAUACCAUUGCCGUAACUCUGCAGCGUGGACAAAUGAACAUAAUAAUAAGGAUAAUUCAAUAAAAUUGCGUGGGGACAAUGGAAUGGAGUAUCAUGCUCUUAGUGCAAAGAAAUUCCGACCCGUUGUCAUAAAAGAUGAAUGUAAUAAGAAAGAUGGUAAAUGGCACGAGACUACAGUUCAUGUGUACACAUCAAACACAGCGCGUCUUCCCAUUCGUGACAUCGCCGUUUAUGACAUUGGCAAAAAAGGUCAACAGUUUGGAGUGGAAUUUGGUGCAGCUUGUUUUGCAUAAAAGAAAACAUUGACGGACUUAAAACAAAGGUACAAUACGCUAAACUUCUUUUUAUUAAGUUAGUAGUAGCAAACUUUUCAAUGAAGAAAUAAAAAUCUAAGAUAAACGUA
Xenia sp. Carnegie-2017 is the source of this 2797-nucleotide messenger RNA. RefSeq names its product collagen alpha chain-like. Gene Ontology annotation, molecular function: extracellular matrix structural constituent. The record is from RefSeq and is a predicted model, not a curated record. NCBI's taxonomy places the organism in Eukaryota, Metazoa, Cnidaria, Anthozoa, Malacalcyonacea, Xeniidae. Bases 273 to 2687 code for a protein of 804 amino acids. The transcript has 43 exons.